Molecule: messenger RNA, 2515 nt
Organism: Drosophila willistoni
Lineage: Eukaryota; Metazoa; Arthropoda; Insecta; Diptera; Drosophilidae
Product: caytaxin
Exons: 4
Coding region: 189-1646 (485 amino acids)
Cellular component (GO): cytoplasm
Source: RefSeq, a predicted model, not a curated record
AGAUCUGACCUAUGUGAACAUUGCAAUAAAAAUAGAGCAAAAGCUGAGUCCAUGAAUAUUUUAACUAUUAAAAAUAUGAAUGGAAUUAAACAAAACUGAUGCAGCCUGAGACAGUAUCCUUGCCUAGAUGAGUGGGCAUUAUCGACCAACCUGAAGGGCUCACGCUAAGAACAGGAACCACAAUAACAAUGAGUUUACACUACGCGGGAUCCGAGUCCUCACAAUCGGAGAGCAAAAUGGACAUCUCGGAGAUGACGCCUACGGAUUCAAAUUCCACUGGCGUCUCACCGCUGGCUGAUAACGAGAUCGGUCCUCCCACUGCUGCUGUUCCGAACGCUUUGGACAAUAGAAUCAUAGACUCCCGAUCGGGAACCGAACUGAUCUCCAUUGAUACGACUGUUACGUCAAACAUUCCGCAGAUGCAACGCCAGAUUAUUGAGCGUACCCUGGCCAACAGUCAUCCACUAAUGUCCCCGACGAAUACCGACUCCGAUUCGGAGCCAUUUCAGCAGGGCAAAUGUCACAACUUUCCCGAUGUUAUUCCAGCUCAACCAGCCUCCGCCCAUAUCCCAAGCGCCCGCAUCAUUAAGCCACAAGAUGCCAAAGUCAGUUUGUUGCGUGGCCAAAGUCCCGAUCUCUUGAGCAGCGAAUCGGAUGCGGAUGUCUCUCAGUAUUUGGCGGCAGUGGAAUCGAAUUUUCAGUCCGUUUCUCUGCUGCCUAACAAUGCAAAUGCAAAUGGUAAAUCUCUGCAACAGCAAAAAAGGAAUAGCAAACGUGGACCUACACUUCCUGGGCAGGGAGAAGAUAUCUCCAGCCUGGAUUCUAUCUCUAAUCAUAGUUUCGAUGAUGACGAAGAUAUAGAACACAAUUUGGCUUCGUUAAGUCCAUCAAGUUCGCUAAUCGAUGGUCUGGAUGGUGAAGACGAUGAUGACGACGAUAAUUGUGAGGGGCCAGAACUAUUACCCGACAAUGAUGAUGACUUGGAUAUGGAAUUUGGCCUUAUGGCCACCACACCCACACCGGCGGCAGCAGCAGCAGCAUCCUCAACAACGGCACCUGGUUCUUCCCUUCCGCAGUAUACGGCUGCCGAAGAGCGACGCGAUUCACGCAAUUGGCAAAAGAUUACCCUGCCUGAUGGACGCACUCGAGAGAUUGAUAUGCGAGUCAUUGAGCCAUAUAAACGUGUGCUCUCCCAUGGUGGCUAUCUGAAGGCUGGCGGUCAGAAUGCAAUCGUUAUCUUUUGUGCCUGCCAUUUGCCUGACAGAUCCCGAGCAGAUUAUAGCUAUGUGAUGGACAAUCUCUUCCUCUAUGUUGUGAAGACCUUAGAGCAGUUGGUCACUGAUGAUUAUGUAUUAAUCUAUCUGCACGGUGGUUCUAGUAGGCGAAAUGUUCCACCUUUUCCUUGGCUCAAAAGAUGCUAUCAAUUACUCGAUCGCCGUUUACGAAAGAGUUUAAAGCACAUGUAUUUGGUGCAUCCAACAUUUUGGAUCAAGUCGCUAGUGUGGAUGGCGCGACCGUUUGUGAGCACAAAAUUCUGGCGCAAAUUGAUCUAUGUUAAAUCGCUAGAAGAACUUGGCCUCCAUGUAGUAGUGGAGAAAGCAGCCAUACCGGAGAAAGUGAAGCAGUAUGAUGCCAAGCGACACUGAAAGAGCAGCAGCAUCACCUCCAAUUGACUUGACACUCGCGCAUUCCGCCUUCAAUACUUUUACUCCAUCUAUCUCUCCUUGUUUAACUCUCUCUCUCUCCCUCUCUCUAUCUUGUUCUUCGGACGGGACCUUUUUUUUUAUUAAUUAUUUUCACUUAAUUUUCUUUGCUAAACUUUACUUUAAGAUCUCAAUCUUUGUGAUAGGUUAUAAUUGCUUUAUCUUUCUUCUGGCAAACAUCUCAUCAGAACGAAUCUCUCUUGAUAUCCAAACUAAAAGCGAGUCAUUCAAUCGAAACAUCGAACAAAUUGUAAUUUGUAUUAGUAAACCACAUAUACAUACACAUACAUACAAACAAAUAUAUAUAUGUAUAGAUAUAUAUAUAUAUAUGUAUAUCAUAUUUCAUGUAGCUUCCGCUUAAUAUUUUUCUUAAUUUUAUUUAAUAUUUUUGUAAAACUUUUUCGUAAACCAUCAAUAUUAAUGCAACCAGAAACCACCAAACUUCCGUACAUUGUUACCUUUUCAACUUAAACUCAAUUUAAAUUUUAAGUAAUUAAAAAUGUUUAGCUGAAUGUAACUUAUAAAUAUAUAUAUAAAUAUAUAUAUAUAUUGUAUAGGCGGCACGACCCCAUGCCAGUCAUUCUAUAGAUGUGUCACCCUCGCCCUCAUCUGUUUUAGUAUUUAAGUAAAAAAAAAAAAAAGGAAAACUAGCGACCAUUUGAUACACUUGGAACACAAUAACACAUAUAAGUAUAUGUAUUGUAAUAUGUAGGCAACUUUAUAGGCAAUAUAACCAAAUGAUAUUAACAAGCGAUAUUUUAUUGGUUUCUAUAAGCCAAGCCCGACUCGGCAUCCGGCACACAAAAACACAC